Seminavis robusta is the source of this 1506-nucleotide messenger RNA. The record is from the annotation of a GenBank genome assembly. Lineage: Eukaryota; Bacillariophyta; Bacillariophyceae; Naviculales; Naviculaceae.
AUGCCAGAGACCACUGCUACUGCUACUGCUACCAGUACCACCCCACCACCCGAGACGGAUCCCAGGGUAGAAGCUUUCUUGAAGCAGCACUUUAGCGUCCCAUGGGAGCGCAAGGGACAACAACAACAACAGCAACGCACAACGAAGAAUGUUCCGCAAGUCGAAUUGGCCCGACAAAGACGCUUUGAGCUGAUUUCCACUCGUCGUCGAACAAGGGUACAAGUGAAUCGGGCAGAAGCCUACUGGAGAUCCUGCCAUGCUCACUAUCGUGCCGUCAAGCAAGAAAUAAUCGUCCAAAAAUCUGGAUCCACUAAUGUUUGGGAAUCGGCUGCCAUCCAGGCACUCCUCCAGCAAAAGAUCCAGUCUGCUACGACCAAAGACCAAAGUCGCUGCUUUUUCCAACCAUCGGAUUUCCGACUCAUCAAGAAACUGGGACUGGGUGGAUAUGCCAGCGUCUACAAGGCUCGCCACGUCCCCACCGGUCAUAUUGUAGCUCUCAAGCAGAUUGAUGUCGAGUCCAGUGAGAUUGAAAUCAAGGAGCAUCCCUUGUUGCCUCCUAACUGCGGAGUGGUCCCUUGCUAUGGAUCCUUUCUAGCAGCCGCCAACAAGGAGAACCCCAUCGAUGAGACGACGGACCUCAAGCACUGGAUGAUUCUCAAGCUGUGCAAGAAUGGCACAUUGAAGGAUAAAAUGAUCAAGGAAGGUCCCAUCUCUCAAAAAGAAGCUGCACACAUUCUCAAACGAGUCUCCAAGAUUACCACCUACCUCUACCACGUCCAUGGCAUUGUCCACAAUGACAUCAAGGCCGAUAAUGUGCUCUUGGAUGAUGGGCAUUCCAUUCUCUUGUGCGACUUGGGUGUCGCCAAACGGGGGCAGUGGCACUGUGCUACCAAAAUGGGAGGCACGUACUCCCACAUGGCACCCGAAAAGCUCGUAGCUCGCAAACUGGCCACGGGCAUGUACCAAAAUGAUGAAAUGAUUGAUGUCUAUGCCAUGGGUGUCAUGCUCUUUCAAAUGCUCUUUUUGGAAAAUCCAUUCCACAACGAGCCUUUGGUCAGCUGCAAGACGUCACCCGACAAUGAUCCCCAAGAAGUCCAGGAGCUUGCCCGGAACUGUUUUGCAGCAGCGGCUACAACAGCAGACUUGUUGCAAAUACCCGAGAACUUUCGUCGGGCAGAAGAUUGCUCCUACGGGGAUGCCAUGGAUUUGCUGCAGACAUUGCUUGCAUGGGAUCCGCAGCAACGAAUGCCGUUGGACUGCAUCAAAAAGCACCCCUUCAUCAAGCGUCACGGACGAUGGAGUGAUCGGGCUGUGUUGCAGCUCUGGACAGGAUUGGGGUUCCGCAACAGUAGCAGUAGCAAGCCACGAUCGGUAGUGACGGUCCGCCACGCAUGUCCGUUUACUACUCCCACCGACACCACUACUGUCAACCACAACAGCUCACGGAAAAAGCUCGAGUUGGACGACGAAUCCGUAGAACAAUUUGUGGUUGUUGCGGACUGCUAA